Molecule: messenger RNA, 5613 nt
Organism: Loxodonta africana (African savanna elephant)
Lineage: Eukaryota; Metazoa; Chordata; Mammalia; Proboscidea; Elephantidae
Gene: CNNM1
Product: cyclin and CBS domain divalent metal cation transport mediator 1
Exons: 11
Coding region: 149-2995 (948 amino acids)
Biological process (GO): magnesium ion homeostasis; intracellular manganese ion homeostasis; transport
Cellular component (GO): cytoplasm; plasma membrane
Molecular function (GO): transmembrane transporter activity
Source: RefSeq, a predicted model, not a curated record
GGACCUGAGCCCCAUCGUCUUCAGCCCACGCGCGCAGGGCGCGUACACGUGGUGACCUGCCUGGGCCCGGGUUCCCGGCUCCGGCUCCUCCUCCCUCCAGCUUUUGCUGGGCUUCUGCAGUAUCACGUGCAGCGGCGCCGGGUGCAGGAUGGCGGUGGCGGCAGCAGCAGUGGGUGUCAGGCUCCGGGACUGCUGCAGCCGGGGCGCCGUUCUCCUGCUCUUCUUCUCCCUGUCCCCUCGGCCUCCGGCCGCGGACGCCUGGCUACUGGGACUACGGCCCGAGGACACCGCGGGAGGCCGCGUGUCCCUAGAGGGGGGCACCCUGCGCGCAGCUGAAGGCACCAGUUUCCUUCUGCGCGUCUAUUUCCAGCCGGGGCCCGCGGCGCCUGCCGCGCGGAUCCCCGCACCCACUCUCUCCCCGGGGGAAAACAGCACCGGUGACUGGGCUCCGCGGAUCGUGUUUAUCGAGGAGCCACCCGGCGGCAGCGGCGUGGCGCCCAACGCGAUUCCCACGCGCCCCCCGGGGCCGCAGCGCUGCCGCGAGCAGAGCGACUGGGCGUCGGACGUGGAGGUCCUGGGCCCCCUGCGCCCCGGGGGUGUGGCGGGCUCGGCCCUGGUCCAGGUGCGGGUGCGGGAGCUGCGCAAGGGAGAAGCGGAGCAGGGCGGCGCGGGCGGUGGCGGGAAGCUCUUCUCGCUGUGCGCCUGGGACGGGCGCACUUGGCACCACCACGGCGCUGCCGGCGGCUUCCUGCUGCGCGUCCGGCCGCGGCUUUACGGCCGGGGCGGUGACCUGCUCCUCCCCGCGUGGCUGAGGGCACUUGGGGCGCUCCUGCUGCUCGCCCUGUCUGCCCUCUUCAGUGGCUUGCGCCUGAGCCUGCUCUCGCUGGACCCGGUGGAGUUACGCGUGCUGCGGAACAGCGGCUCGGCAGCCGAGCAGGAGCAGGCGCGCCGCGUGCAGGCCGUGCGCGGCAGGGGGACUCAUCUGCUCUGCACCCUGCUCCUGGGCCAAGCCGGAGCCAAUGCAGCCUUGGCCGGCUGGCUGUACGCCUCGCUGCCGCCGGGGAUCGGGGGCACUGGGGAAGCCUACAGCGAGACAGGGAUUCACUUCCCGUGGCUGCCAGCGCUCGUGUGCACCGGCGCCGUGUUCCUGGGUGCUGAGAUCUGCCCCUACUCCGUGUGUUCGCGGCACGGGCUGGCCAUCGCCUCGCACAGCGUGUGCCUGACCCGGCUCCUGAUGGCGGCCGCCUUCCCCGUAUGCUACCCCCUGGGCCGCUUGCUGGACUGGGCGCUGCGCCAGGAGAUCAGCACCUUCUACACGCGGGAGAAGCUGCUGGAGACGCUGCGGGCCGCAGACCCCUACAACGAUCUGGUGAAGGAGGAGCUCAACAUCAUUCAGGGCGCCCUGGAGCUGCGCACUAAGGUGGUGGAGGAGGUGCUGACGCCCCUCGGCGACUGCUUCAUGCUGCGCUCCGACGCCGUGCUUGACUUCGCCACAGUCUCCGAGAUCCUGCGCAGCGGCUACACUCGCAUCCCGGUGUACGAGGGCGACCAGCGGCACAAUAUUGUGGACAUUCUGUUUGUCAAGGAUUUGGCCUUCGUGGACCCGGACGACUGCACCCCGCUCCUCACUGUCACUCGCUUCUACAACCGGCCCUUACACUGCGUCUUCAAUGAUACUCGGCUGGACACAGUGCUGGAGGAAUUUAAAAAGGGAAAGUCUCACCUAGCCAUUGUCCAGCGAGUGAAUAACGAGGGAGAAGGGGACCCCUUCUAUGAGGUGAUGGGCAUCGUCACACUGGAGGACAUCAUAGAAGAGAUCAUCAAGUCAGAAAUCCUAGAUGAAACAGACCUGUACACUGACAACCGGAAAAAGCAGAGAGUCCCACACCGGGAGAGGAAGCGGCAGGACUUCUCCUUGUUCAAGCUUUCUGACUCAGAGAUGAGGGUGAAGAUCUCGCCACAGCUCCUGCUGGCCACGCACCGCUUUAUGGCCACAGAAGUGGAGCCCUUUAAGUCUCUGUACCUUUCGGAGAAGAUCCUGCUUCGCCUCCUGAAACAUCCCAAUGUGAUCCAGGAGCUGAAGUUUGAUGAGAAGAACAAGAAGGCCCCGGAACACUACCUCUACCAGCGCAACCGCCCUGUGGACUACUUUGUGCUGCUUCUACAGGGUAAAGUGGAGGUGGAGGUUGGUAAGGAGGGCCUUCGCUUCGAGAAUGGAGCCUUCACCUACUACGGUGUCCCAGCCAUUAUGACCACUGCUUGCUCAGAUAAUGACGUGCGGAAGGUUGGAAGUCUGGCGGGAUCCUCUGUCUUCCUAAACCGGUCCCCUUCUCGCUGCAGUGGGUUGAAUCGCUCUGAAUCUCCAAACCGUGAGCGCAGCGACUUUGGGGGGAGCAACACCCAGCUAUACAGCAGUAACAACAACCUCUAUACACCCGACUACUCGGUCCACGUCCUCAGUGAUGUGCAGUUUGUGAAGAUCACACGGCAGCAGUACCAGAAUGCACUCACCGCCUGCCACAUGGACAGCUCACCCCAGUCCCCUGACAUGGAGGCCUUUGCUGUCGGAGACUCCACCAAGGCCCCGACUACGUGGGGAACACCCCAAACCCCCAAGGAUGACCCUGCCGUCACCCCCCUGAAUGACAGGAGCAGCCUGCUGUGUGGCCGCUCAGAUGGGCUGAAAAGCCCAGGCGAGGUAGUAUACCUGAGGAUGGAGGAGAUGGCCUUCACUCAGGAGGACGUGGAUGACUUCGAGGAGCGCGGCACCCAGCAACUCUCACUGUCUCCUGGAGCUGUUCCCACAAGAGCAGCACCAGAUAGUGAAUGUUGUAAUAUCAACCUGGACACAGAGACCAGUCCCUGCAGUAGCGACUUUGAGGAAAGUGUGGGCAAGAAGCUGCUGAGAACCUUGAGUGGUCGAAAAAGGAAGCGGUCACCAGAUGGGGAGAGAACUUCAGAGGAGAACUCCAAUUUAACGCCUCUGAUCACAUGACAGGGCACAGACAGCAUUCGCUGGGUGUGUGAGAUUCCAGAGUUUUGGGGGAGAACCCACCCUCCCAUCACCUGUUUCACCCUGAGGCCUCCCACAGGUGACAGAGCAUUCUGCUUUCCUUUCCACCUCUUCACCUUAGCUAUCAGUUUGGCACAUUUUUCCCUCUUAGCCUCCAAUUUGACUCAGAGCCUUCCUGCAGCCUUAAUGGAAGGUGGUACUUCCAGUGGGACAUGCUAGAAAUGGUCUUGUCUGUUGCACAAUCUGAGACUGGAGAAGAAAUUACCCCAAGCUGACAAUGCCACUCUGGGGCCCCUGAUGCCAUAGGAGACCCAUGUGCUGGAAUUCACCGUUUCUUCCUCCAGAGCAAAAUAACUUUCUACCAUAUUUCAUGCUUAGCUUAACUCAGAAGGUACCACUGGCAGACAGGCAGAUGGAGGGAGGCUGGAAUAGCAGGUAUGAAGACUGGUUCAAGGAAUGGACCAAGAAUCCCUCCAGAACUUGAGAGCCGUGGGACUAGGCCAUGUUGGUAUGGCUGGUUUCCUGCUAGAUAAGGAUUCCAGCAGCCUGGGGAAGUGUGUCUCAGCUGGAACGGAAAGAAUGUGAGUUGGAGCCUCAAGUCAUUGUAUUUCCCAGGGACACAUCUGUUUUGGCUCUCAGUCAGCAGCCAUCGAUCAAUCAAUAAAUCUGCUCUGAAAGAGGAGGAGCAGGGAGCAGAGAGACCCAGUUGGGAGCCAGAGAUGGAAUUUCAGGUUUUAAGUGCAAAUCAAAGCAAAAAAAAAAAACUUACAUGAAAAAAAUUCUAAGCAAAUUUUAGCCAUGACCAACCAAAGAAUGCACAGGUCAGCCAAGGAGGAUGCAAGCUCUCGUGGGACUGCAGUGUGCAGUGCACAGGAAUGUCGAAAGUCAUUCUUUUCCAUCCUUUCUGACCCCCACCCUCACCCCUUACUCUACCACAGCAGGUCAGCUAAGUGUAUUUAUUCUAAGAAUUUACUAAACCAAGACAAAAAAACCAGACCCCUUGCCGUCGAAUCGAUCUUGACUCCUAGUGACCCUAUAGGACAGAGUAGAACUGACCCAUAGGGUUUCCAAGGCUGUAAUCUUUACAGAAGCCAACUGUCACGGCUUUCUCCCAUGGAGCCGCUGGUGGGGGUUUGAACCACCAGCCUUUUGGUUAGCAGCUGAGCACUUAACCACUGUGCCACCAGAGCUCCCUAAGAAUUUACUACAUCUCCGUUUUUCACCUGGAUGGUGGGGACAGUGCAAUUUCCAAAAAUAACCACCAGAUGGCAGAAUGAACAUAACUACUUCCAAGAACAAAAAUAGUUCUGACCCAGAAGCUCAACCAGCCUUAGGGAAAAUUUGGAAGUAAGUAAAGUUUGUCUCUGGAUACCCAUCUCCCUUUCUAAACUAUCUCCCAUCCCACGGUGCCAUCAGUCAGGCAUCCAAUGAUCCAGUGCUGCCUGCUGAAUCUCCAAACCAUUCCCUAACUUUUUCCUGUGGUAUACCCCCCCCGCCCUGCCCAUUUCCAAAGCUGUUACUUCACUGCCCCUUCAAUCAAUAAUCACAUGGGAAAGGGGGGGCUGAUAAUUCCUCUGGGUUAUUUGCAUCUCAAUAGAAAAUGCUCAUUAACCCAGGGGAACCUUUAACUCAGGGGUUCUUAACUUGGGGUCCAUCACCCCAGGUCCACAGGUGGACUUCAGAGGGUCCAUGCCCCUGAAAUUGUCUUCAGAAUCUAGUUAUGCGUUCUUAUGCGUGUUUUCCAGAGGGCUAAUGCUUUCAUAAGAUUUCCAAAGGUUUCAGACCUACCAAGGGUUAAAAACCACUAUUUUAACUAGUGGAACAUUCAGACCGGAGUUUCUGCAAUGCAGAGUGAAGUGAGUCCUGGGCAGUAGGUGACAGAUUUUUAGUUAUAAGUGGUCUUCUCGAGUGUCCAUCAAAUCGACAGGGCAGGCUGGCACCCACCAAGAAGUGGGAGUCCUCAGUGUCUUGGCGCACAAUAGUACAGCCUACAGCCUAUAUAACUUGCCCCCCACCUUCCCCACCCAAUCAGAGUAGGUGUUCCAGACAGGAGGGUCACAGCACGUGGAAGUAAAGAGUUUCCAGCCAGGAAUGACUUUUCUUCCAGCCAUACGUUAUUCAUUUCAACAUGCCCCUUGCCCAGCCUGGCCUGAGGCCCAACAGUGCAUGACUUCCUGUAGGUAAGUCCACAGCCACCUCUUCCCAACACCUGCUGUUACCUGGUGAGAAUCAGCACAGUGUCUGCUCUCGGCGCUGGGUGCCUCAGGUCCAGACUAGGGAACAGCAUUUCAAACAAGAACUGCCAUCAUGCAGUCUGUGUCCAGGUGACCACUGGCCCAAGGGGGUUUGCCUGGCAAGUCUUCUCUCAUUAGCCCUAAGGCCUCCAGGCUCAGGCUACUGCUGUUACAUUACAUCCAUCCCUUUGCAAACCCCCUAAUGCGAGCCUGUCACCACUCCCCUCCUUAUCCCCCUCCAAAGUUUUUCUUCAGCCUAAUAAGUUUUUUUUUUUUUUUAAAAAAAAGAGGAUUUUAAAAUAAAGCAUUUAUGAAAACUCAAACUGUAAAUAAUUUUUAAAUAAAAUGAAAAUGCCUUUUCUGGAA